AGGCUUAAGUUUCCAUAUAAACAUGAAAGCAAUGGUGAUGGAUAAUAAGGUUUUUGUUGUUGUUGCUCUUUCUUUUGCUCUGCUUCUGGGUUUAGCCCAGAGCUUCGAUUACCUUGAAAAGGAUCUGGAGACUGAUGACAGUCUCUGGAACUUGUACGAGAGGUGGAGGAGUCAUCACACGGUUUCUCGAGACAUCUCAGAGAAGCAACAGCGUUUCAAUGUGUUCAAAGAGAAUAUCAAAUACAUUCAUGAAUUCAACAAGAAGGAUCACCCCUACAAGUUGAAGCUAAACAACUUCGCAGACAUGACCAACCAUGAGUUCCGAAGCACCUACGCAGGCUCCAAAUUGAGCCACCACAGCAUGCUGCGAGGGCGUUCUCGUGCGGCCGGUGGCUUCAUGUACGAAAACUUCGAAAACGUCCCUUCUACCAUUGACUGGAGGGCCAAAGGUGCCGUUAACCCUGUCAAGAACCAAGGCCAAUGUGGUAGUUGCUGGGCUUUUUCUACUGUGGUUGGGGUUGAGGGCAUAAACCAAAUCAAAACCAAGAAGCUCGUCUCCCUAUCUGAGCAGGAGCUGGUCGAUUGCAGCAAGGGCGAGAAUGAAGGCUGUAAUGGAGGACUCAUGGAUUACGCAUACGAAUUCGUUAAGUCGAAUGGAGGUCUCACCACAGAGGAGAACUAUCCCUACACAGCCAAAGAUGGGAUUUGUGAUGCAUCAAAGGUAGAUUCUCUAAAAGUGACAAUUGAUGGACAUCAAGAUGUGCCUGCCAACAACGAGGCUGCCCUGAUGAAAGCUGUCGCAAACCAACCUGUAACAGUUUCCAUUGAAGCAAGCGGCAAGGCAUUCCAGUUCUAUUCAGAAGGGGUAUUCACUGGACCUUGCGGAACAGAGCUAGAUCAUGGAGUGGCGAUUGUUGGGUAUGGAACAACUGUUGAUGGAACUAAGUACUGGAUCGUAAGGAACUCAUGGGGAGCCAAGUGGGGAGAGAAAGGUUACAUUAGAAUGCAGCGUGGCAUCCCAGCUAAAGAGGGACUUUGUGGCAUAGCCAUGGAAGCUGUUUAUCCCAUCAAACACUCUUCUGCACAUGUUCCAGAACCGGAAUCACCUCUCAAGGACGAACUCUGAGGAGUCAGGACUCAGGACUGAGCAUAUCAUUUACGUG
Messenger RNA from Telopea speciosissima, 1163 nucleotides. RefSeq names its product vignain-like. The record is from RefSeq and is a predicted model, not a curated record. Gene Ontology annotation, molecular function: cysteine-type endopeptidase activity. Bases 23 to 1126 code for a protein of 367 amino acids. The transcript is spliced from 3 exons. Gene Ontology annotation, cellular component: lysosome. Lineage: Eukaryota; Viridiplantae; Streptophyta; Magnoliopsida; Proteales; Proteaceae.